Molecule: messenger RNA, 412 nt
Organism: Esox lucius (northern pike)
Lineage: Eukaryota; Metazoa; Chordata; Actinopteri; Esociformes; Esocidae
Gene: atp5f1e
Product: ATP synthase F1 subunit epsilon
Exons: 3
Coding region: 69-227 (52 amino acids)
Biological process (GO): proton motive force-driven mitochondrial ATP synthesis
Cellular component (GO): mitochondrial inner membrane
Molecular function (GO): proton-transporting ATP synthase activity, rotational mechanism
Source: RefSeq, a predicted model, not a curated record
ACUACGACGUCAUUACGCACGAAUGUUUGCGCGUCUGAGUUGUCCUUGAGCGGAUCAUCACUGGCAAAAUGGUUGCAUAUUGGAGACAAGCGGGCCUUAGCUACAUUCGCUUCUCUGCUAUAUGCGCGAGUGCUGUUCGUGCGGCAUUGAAACCCCAGUUCAAAGUCGAGGCACUGAAGGUGGCGGAGUCCAGCGUCAAAGUCUAUAAGCCGAAGGCAAUAGCAUGAUCUGAUACAUCAUGUAGUCACGUUCUUCAGGGCCAUGAGGGUUUGUCACCGUCCUGGCCAACAUCUGUUGGAAUAUGCAUGAAAAUGAGUUGUAUCUCGAUUUGUGGAGACUGGGGCACCCAGUGUAAUGGAAAUAUUUGUUUUUCUCAAUCUGAAAUUAAAUUAAAAUGCCUGUAUACAAAUGA